Molecule: messenger RNA, 2530 nt
Organism: Lontra canadensis (Northern American river otter)
Lineage: Eukaryota; Metazoa; Chordata; Mammalia; Carnivora; Mustelidae
Gene: EMX1
Product: empty spiracles homeobox 1
Exons: 3
Coding region: 1248-2132 (294 amino acids)
Biological process (GO): brain development; regulation of DNA-templated transcription; neuron differentiation
Molecular function (GO): DNA binding; DNA-binding transcription factor activity, RNA polymerase II-specific
Source: RefSeq, a predicted model, not a curated record
UCAGGGGAGGCCAGGAAGCCGCUGCGUUCCGGGGAUGGCUGAUGUGUAUUCUUGGAGACAGGGUCGACUUACUCGGCCAGCUCCAGGUUAAGGCCCGAGGCUCGGGCCUGACCCGGCCCGCCUGCACCUGAGCCCCACGACCAGAGAAAGCGAGGAAAGCAGCAGAUCGCCCUGUGCUGAGGCCCGCCGUCCCGGUGCGAGCAGAGCGCGGCCGCCGUGGUUGGGCGAAGGAGGUGCUUCCGAACCCGGAUUUGCGGCUUGGGGUCUGCAAAGUGACCACUCCGGCAGCUCCUCUCGCGCUGUCCCCAGCCUGGCCUCUUGUGAAAAGAAUUGGGCGUCCCCCUUUCUGGAGCUGUCCCUCGCAACCCUCAGAAAACGCGAAACCUCACGAGCAAGGCCUCGGCUUUCAGAACGCGGCCCAGGAGAGAGACGGUGGGUGAACGGGAGGGUCCCCGAGACCCGGGGAACAGUGACCUGGUUAUCAGAGAAUGUAUUUAUCGGGCAAAAAAACACCCUCCCUCCCUCCGCUCGGAUCCAAGUUGCCUGAGAACUGAAACGACAUCCCAGGAUGAAUUGGAGAGGGUUCAACUGAGUUACACAUCGGGAAGUGGGGUUGGAGUUUCUCCGAAGCCCCAGGCCCCUCGGACGUCUUCUUGGGCUCCCGCGUGGGCUGAGACAGUUGGGACGAUCGCCAGACUCAGCUAAAAGGGCAGAGACGCGAAGAGAAGCCCGUGGCGAGGGGCGGAUGGGGGCUGGGGGGAGGCCUAGACAGCCCGGCAGAGGCUCCAGUCCGCUUUUUGCCUCCGACUGCUGGCUCCUUCCCCACCCGCCGUCCCUCGCCCCGCCCCGCCCCGCCCCCCACCUUGGGGCAGGUGAGCGGCGGCCAAUGGGCGAGCGCGGGGCAGGUGCCGGCUAACUCGCGCCUCGCAGUACAGCGGCCGAAGCUGAGCUGGGCAGUGCUGGGAGGACCAGGGACGGGGGUCUGUCCUGGCUGGACUCGGGAGGGAGGGGGCCGGGCUCAGCCCCCAGGCCGUAGAGGCAGCUCGCAACAUCGCACGGAACGCGCGCCAGUGCCCGCGCCGGGAGCUGCCCGCUCGGCCCCAGAGGCCGGCGCGCCUAGGUGCGCGCCGUGGCCCGACUCAGCGUUCGCUCGCUCUCACGCCCCUCGCCUCUCCGCGCCUGGCUCGCCGGCAGGGUCUGAGCGAGGGCGGGCGGGCGGGGGAGGUGAGGGGUGCUGGUGUGUGUGCAUGUGCCUGGCUGGGUGCACACCCCGCACGGCGGCGGCGCCAGGACGCGGAGCGCUCCCCAGAGCCCGGCUGCCUCGCUCGGCUCUGGCGACCGCGACCAUGUUCCAGCCCACAGCCAAGCGCGGCUUUACCAUCGAGUCCUUGGUAGCCAAGGACGGCGGCACCGGCGGGGGCACUGGCGGCGGGGGCGCCGGAUCCCAUCCCCUGGCGGCGGCCGCCUCGGAGGAGCCACUCCGGCCCACGGCGCUCAAUUACCCUCACCCCGGCGCGGCCGAGGCGGCCUUCGUGAGCGGCUUCCCCGCUGCCGCCGCCGCCGCCGCCGCCGCGGGCGCCGGUCGCUCGCUUUAUGGUGGGCCCGAGCUCGUGUUCCCCGAGGCCAUGAACCACCCCGCGCUGACGGUGCACCCGGCGCACCAGCUGGGCGCCUCCCCGCUGCAGCCCCCGCACUCCUUCUUCGGCGCCCAGCACCGGGACCCUCUGCACUUCUACCCCUGGGUCCUGCGGAACCGCUUCUUCGGCCACCGCUUCCAGGCGAGCGACGUGCCCCAGGACGGGCUGCUUCUGCACGGCCCCUUCGCGCGCAAGCCCAAGCGGAUCCGCACGGCCUUUUCGCCCUCGCAGCUCCUGCGGCUGGAGCGCGCCUUCGAGAAGAACCACUACGUGGUGGGCGCCGAGCGGAAGCAGCUGGCCGGCAGCCUCAGCCUCUCGGAGACGCAGGUGAAGGUGUGGUUCCAGAACCGGAGGACAAAGUACAAGCGGCAGAAGCUGGAGGAAGAGGGGCCUGAGUCUGAGCAGAAGAAGAAGGGCUCCCACCACAUCAACCGGUGGCGUAUCGCCACGAAGCAGGCCAACGGGGAGGACAUCGACGUCACCUCCAAUGACUAGGGUGGGCAGCCUUGGAUCCACGAGAGCAGAGCACCUGCUCGCUGCUGGCCAGGGCCCCCGGGUGGGCCCAGCUGGACUCUGGCCGCUCUCCCGCCAGGCUUCGGGGAGGCCUCGAGCCACGGCCGCACAGGGCUUGGAGCCUGGGGCCACUGCUGACGGAGGGACAAGAAAUGGGCUGGCUGAGGCCUGGGACUCCUCCACCUUCUCCUCAGAGAGCCCGCCUGCCUGGGCAGGCCGCCGGCCACAGCAGCCUCCCAGCCACUCUCCACUUCUCUGAUCUCCUGUUUGUUUUGAUGCGUUUCUGUUUUAAUUUAUUUUCCAGGCACCCACUGUAGUUCUUAGUGAUUCCCUUGUAUCUCCCUUCCCUAUGGGAAUAAUAAAAGUCUCUCUCUUAAUGA